GAUAGGUAGGAGUGUGUCUGUUACUCUCUGGGUAGAUUGCUGUCAUCGAGACUGACCUGAUUUGAACUGCCCCAACCCGGUGAUAACGUAGACUUUACAAUACAUCAUCAGUUGCUUGUGGAACUGCAAUGGCACUGCUUCCACAAGUGGAGGCAGAACACUUUGACGGGCUAUCACUCCUCUACUGGACAAUAAUGGGGCCCCAAGGCAUCAACCGUGCUGUGGAGAGAAUAGAGUUUACAGACUGUAAAAAAGGACUUGGCGUGAAGAUUAUUGGAGGCUGCAGGGAACAGAGCGGUGAAGAGUUCGGUAUUUUCAUUAAACGAAUUUUGCCAGGUGGCGUGGCAGCACAGGACAAGCGUCUUAGAGCAGGGGACCUCAUUUUAGAUGUCAACAACAUGAAUUUAGGAGGUGUUACAAAUGAAAAGGCAGUGGAAGUUCUUCGCAUGGCGUCAGCUACAAAUCACAUGUCUUUACUAAUAGUACGUGACGACGCUUCCAGGAGGGAAUUUAUUGAGUUAAUGGAAAAAUAUGGCUCCAGCAGUAGUACCAGCUCUGGAUCAGACACUUCUGUUUCCACAGGAAAGUUGACCGACACUGCCUCCUCCUCCUCAUCUUCCAGAUCAACCAGUCCUCUGCUUCUGAGCCCUAAAGACCCCAACCCAGUAUACACCACUGCCUGCAUUACCUCCCCAUCUCCUCAAGUCUGCACAGACUGCAUGAUUCAGUUGAUAUGUGUUGCCAAAGGGACAGGAUUAGGCUUGGUCAUUAGGGGCGGAGCUAACCGUGCAGAGGGGCCAAUGGUGUGUGUUCAGGAAAUAAUACAAGGAGGCGAUUGCCAAAAGGAUGGGAGACUAAAGGCUGGGGACCAGCUCAUAUCCAUCAAUAAGGAAUCACUCAUUGGAGUGACACAUGAAGAAGCCAAAAGCAUACUCACUCAAACAAAACUCAGACCAGACCCUACAGUAGAGAUAGCAUUCAUCAGACAAAGGUCUUCAUCAGGCUCCAGCAGUGGACCCCACAGCCCUAUCUCCGUUCAACCUCCCUGCAGUACAGCCUCCCAACUUAGACCCACUGGACUCGGGGGAACAACCCUGCCCGGAGGUCUCGUUCCUAAGAUGGCCAACACCCCCAACUCUGGAAGCGAGACGUUGCCUUCUGUAGAACUUACUAAGGUACAACCAGCAACAGGAAAGCCUAAUCCCAGCCCCGUGUCCUCACCUGACAGUGCCUGCACCACAGUGGCCAACUCUGAUGCAACUGCUGCCUGUAAUCCCAGCAAUUCCUGCAGACCUUCAAAACAUCUAUCCUCCACUCCCAGCUUUGAGAGAAUAGAGCAGGCACUGGAGGUUCUGGGACUGAAGCCUACUGAGUCUCAGGUCCUGACACUGAGAGAAAGACUGCGUUUGAGCCCAGGAGGGACAGUGGAUUAUGGAGAUUUUGAGAGAGUGGCAAAGGAACUCUUUAAACUACCAUCCAAAUCUGACUCAGAACAGGAAGUAGCAAGAUUGACAUCAGAUGAUCUUAUUGAGUCUCCAUCAAACACUAGGCCCUUGUUAUCAGACUCUGAUGAUCUGGAUGAGAUGGAGAGACUAAGAAAAGAGUACAUUGAGGCCUUAAGAGAGCUCAAGAAAAUGCAGGAUAAGCUGACAGAAUCUGAGAGCCUUAAUCAUAAGAUGCAGCAGGAACUGACAAAAGUUAAACAGGAAGCAAAAUCUGCAGUGGAGGAGAGUCGAUCCCUGUGGACCCGGAUCCAUUUGGCAGAGGCAGCUCAGAAACAGGCCCGGGGAAUGGAGAUAGACUACGAGGAGGUUAUCCAUCUCCUGGAGGCUGAGAUAGCUGAAAUGAAAUCUCAGAAAACUGAGCAACCCAGCUGUGGAAAGGACGAUCUGCAAGAUCAGAAAAAAAGGAUUUCUGUACUCGAAUGCCAGCUACGAAAGAGUGAAACUGCAAAGAAGGGUUUUGAAGUCUCUACGGGUAAACUUCUACAGUUUGUGGAGGCUGUCCAAGGCUUCCUGUCUGAAAACCAAAGCAGUUCAAGAGGCUAUAGUUCUCCCAGCAAUCCAAAGUUGACUAUUCUGUCUCAAACCGUGCCAUCUCAAGGUGGGACGAAACCACCUUGGACAGCAUCUACUCUUGCCGUGGAAGCUAAAGAACUAACUAAUACUGUCAGAGGCAUUCUAGAGCUCGACUGUUUACCUUUUGGCUGGGGUGAGGCGUACACUGCGGAUGGAGUGAAGUAUUACGUAAAUCAUGUAACUCAGACAACAUCAUGGACGCACCCUGUAAUGAGAUCUUUGGGUCUGUCAGAACCAGGAACAAAUGACGAAACCCUGAACUCUCCAGAAUCCACAGCCUAGACUGAUUCCGAAGACUGUGCACUCUUCUCCGACUUUCUGUCAAACUGUUCGGUUAAAAAAGAAAAGAAAAGAAAAACAACCUAAACACGGCAUAUAAACAUGAAGUGAUAUGUGCAUUAUAAAAAAAGUCAAUCAAAAACUGAUUUUGAACUGAUAUUGAAAUAACUAGCAGAUAUUUCCCAAAUACUCCUAAACUCUUUGAUGGGUUGAGAACUCACAUUUGAGUUUUCCCUGUUUUUGUGUCUGUCCACUGUUUUUCUGACAUUUUAGGAAUUUCCCCUCAUGUUAUACACUCACCUCUGUCUAUUUUGUACCUUGAGAAAAACAAUGGACAGGCCCAGUCUGUUUUCCGAUUUUCAGAAAAAGUCCAAAAUAAUUGCACUUGUUUGAAGUCAAAGGCCAUGGCCUCUUUGGUGAAGCAGGAACUUAGAUGGACUGCUUCUGUGAUGUUCAUUCAAUUUGGCUUGUGUUUGCUGCCACUUUGAUCCACUUUCUGAAACUUUUCUUCACAGAUUUGUUUGAACAGGAAUUUGUUUACUUUCACAAACUUCCUCGAACCAGCUCUGAGAGUGAGACACUUCUUCAGUUCAGUUUAAUUGUUCUCCAUAUGAGGACGCAUUUUUAAUUCUGCUGUUAUCGUUAUUUUUAGUGACGUUCAUUAUGCAUAACUGUGAAAGUGUCUUCUCUUGCAUGUGCAAUUAGUUCUGCGCUUCCAUUAGAAAUGUGAGUUCAAUAUACCCUAAGCCUUAUGUGUAUAAUUUCUUGGAAAAUGAUACGACACGGCACAUUUGCUUUGUUGUGAAUUCACUCUGCCUAACAGCGUAAAGUUAGCUUCAGAGAUCUCUUUACGUAGAUCAUGAAGAUAUGUGUUUUUCCUGUAAUGUGUGAAUUCUUUUGUGGUUCUUUUAAAGAUCAACUGAUAAAAAUCCAUCCACAUU
This is a messenger RNA of Cyprinus carpio (common carp), 3298 nucleotides long. RefSeq names its product syntaxin-binding protein 4. Bases 129 to 2360 code for a protein of 743 amino acids. Lineage: Eukaryota; Metazoa; Chordata; Actinopteri; Cypriniformes; Cyprinidae. The transcript is spliced from 22 exons. The record is from RefSeq and is a predicted model, not a curated record. Gene Ontology annotation, molecular function: syntaxin binding. Gene Ontology annotation, cellular component: cytoplasmic vesicle. Gene Ontology annotation, biological process: insulin receptor signaling pathway; regulation of insulin secretion involved in cellular response to glucose stimulus.